UUCCCCUGAAGACGUGGACCUACGGAAUCAUGAAGGUUGCCUUUUGGACGUGGAUCCUCGUGGCCGCUGCGGCUGCGUCGGCGGAGGACUCCUUCGAGAGCGAGGAAGACGAUGGCGUGUGGUCUGACCUUAGUGCUGCCAUCGUUGCCAAUUCGCUCCGGGGUGAGUGCGCAAGGGCUCGUGCCCCGUGCACUUAUAUCCCCUCCUAUAAGCCGAUCUGCUACAGCGUAGGGCAGUGCAAAGAGGGUGAGCUAUGUUGCUGGGACCACUGCUUGGGCCACAAGACUUGCGUGAAGGGGACAGACGCAAGGGAAAACAAGAAGCCAAGUAUAUUAUAAGAAGGAAGGAAAUACAUGUUAUAUGUUUACAGGAAAGAUGGAGCUACGAUGUUGGUAUUCAUAUGUUGAUGCAGCAUAGAUGUACGUAGAUGUACA
Penaeus chinensis is the source of this 434-nucleotide messenger RNA. RefSeq lists its product as uncharacterized. Lineage: Eukaryota; Metazoa; Arthropoda; Malacostraca; Decapoda; Penaeidae. The record is from RefSeq and is a predicted model, not a curated record. The transcript has 4 exons. Bases 30 to 338 code for a protein of 102 amino acids.